Messenger RNA from Polistes canadensis, 2141 nucleotides. Its product is annotated as trimeric intracellular cation channel type B. The coding region runs from base 195 to 1022 and encodes 275 amino acids. The record is from RefSeq and is a predicted model, not a curated record. Gene Ontology annotation, cellular component: membrane. The transcript is spliced from 7 exons. Gene Ontology annotation, molecular function: potassium channel activity; identical protein binding. Gene Ontology annotation, biological process: potassium ion transmembrane transport. NCBI's taxonomy places the organism in Eukaryota, Metazoa, Arthropoda, Insecta, Hymenoptera, Vespidae.
UAUUAUUUUUUUCUUGUUUUUUUUUUUUUUUUCAAGUUGCCGCAAUCGUGUGCCAUUGCUAGCAGACGACGAGUAAUUCUAUCAGACGACGCGUCGUUACGCGGGUACUCCGUAGUCCUUUUUAAAAAUAAUACGAAUCGGCUUACUCUCAUUAAGGUAAUAAAAAAGCAAUAAAAUCAGUAAAAUCAAGGAAAAUGGAUGCCGAAGCGUUCUUGGAUAUGGCCAAUCAGGUCAUUAAAUUAAAAAUGUUUCCAUACUUCGACAUCGCUCAUUCUUUACUUUGUGCUCUACACGUCAGAGAGGAUUUGGGACCCGGUGCGCAAGCUUUCUCAAGAAAGCAUCCAUUAUCAUGUUGGCUCUCGACAAUGCUAGUUGUAUUUGCAAGCAGUAUGCUUUGCAACGGAUUAUUAGGCGAACCAAUUUUAGCACCAUUAAAAAACACACCGCAAGUCAUAGUCGCAACCGUUGUUUGGUAUAUAGUAUUUUAUACACCAUUUGAUAUUGGGUACAAAGUAGCUAAAUUUUUGCCAGUGAAAAUUGUGUGUUCUGGAAUGAAGGAAAUAUACAGAUGUAAAAAAAUUUACGAUGGAGUGACUCAUGCAGGAAAACUCUAUCCAAAUGCAUACCUCAUCAUGAUACUAAUUGGAACACUUAAAGGUAACGGUGCUGGAUUUACAAAACUUUUUGAACGACUCAUACGUGGAGUAUGGACACCUACCGCUAUGGAAUUUAUGCAACCUAGCUUCCCGACAAAAGCAUCCAUGGUUGCAUCAAUUAUAUUUGUAUUAGAUAAGAAAACGGCUCUUAUUUCUGCUCCUCAUGCACUGGUAUACUUUGGCAUAGUCAUUUUCUUAGUUUAUUUUAAGCUAUCUUCCAUUUUACUUGGCAUUCAUGAUCCAUUCGUACCCUUUGAAAAUCUAUUCUGCGCCCUAUUUCUGGGAGGGAUUUGGGAUUCGCUCGCUAAAUUAUUUGGCCGAGGUCAAGCAAAAGACGAUAAAGCGGACGCUAAAAAAACAAAUUAAGUAUUUACGAAAUAUUCGAAUAUCCUUUCAACUGUCUCGCGUAUACAGUUUUUAUGGAUUAUUUCUUGACGCAGAUGAUCAAUAUCUGUGAGAAAGAAACAGCAAAAGGAUGCGCUCGUUAAAUGAUAAUCAAGAUUAAGAUAAUAAUUUGAUUGAAUUUUAGUCAAAUUAUGUGCAUAGUCUUAACAAAAAAAAGACCUUUGACAAAUCGUCAAAAAACAAAAAAGGUAUACUAAUUCUUAAUCGUACGUGUUUUAAUGUUAGUCAAACCAAAGAGAAACGGCUCGUUUUAAAAAAAAAACAGUCUGAUGUAAGAACUCGAUAGACUGCUAAUAUUAAUUCUUUUUACAAAUAGACGAAAAAAUAUUUUAAAUCAUCAUAUUAACUUAUUCUUAUGUGCAAUGUUAUUGAAUAUAUAUAUAGUGUCCUGAUUUUUAACUUAACUUAUUAAUUAUUUAUUUCAAUUAUUCGACAAACUACGUUCUAUAUUUUUGUCUUUUUUCUUCUUCUUUUUCUUCUUCUUCUUUUUCUUCUACAUUUUCGUUCGUCUCAAACUAAUGAAUAUUUUUAAAAUAAUGAUUUGUUACCUGAAUUGAUAUUUCCUAUUGUAUGUUCUAUAAUACAAACAGUAGUUUUUGUACUAUUCCAUAUACAAGUGUAAAUCUAUUUAACUCCUUGCACUAUAACAACGCGUAAGACUGAUGAUACUUAUGAAUUUUACGAGCCAAAUAUAAGAAGCAUCGAAUAUAGUAUUAACUUUGGCAUAUAGUUUUACACGUUAAAUCAUAAUGCAAGGGGUUUAGAGAUUAUGCGCUUUUUAUCAUAUACAUAUAAGUGCAAAAAUUAAUCUAACAUAUGGAGUGAUUCUUAUGAAUAUGACAUAUUACAUAUACAUAUAUACAAAAAAAAUAUCUUAACAAUAACUCUACUAAAGAAAACCAAAUACUUCCUAGUAUUGCAUUCUAUACAGAAUUAAACGAUAAGAGGAACGAGAAAACUUUUAUACUACUUUGUUAAAAUUUAUAAACAAAAAAUAUGUCACAUCCACGUUAAACACUUACACCCUUAAACUUCUCAAAUACAAUAUCAUGUUUAUGAAUAAAAUAAAAUGUUUGCGAA